AUGGCCGACCGCGAGCUAAGCCAGCUCCUCGCCCGGCUCAAGGCCGCGCCGCCAUCGGCGCCGUACGCCGAGACCGCGGCGCUGCUCUCGCGGGCCAAGCUGCUGCUGCUGCAGCUGGGGGCGCUGACGCCGACGGCGACGGCGGCGACGUCCUCGCCCGCGCUGCUGGCCCUCGCCCGCGACACGUACGAGCAGGGCGCGCUCGCGUCCAUCCGCGCCAAGGACCCGGACGCCUUCACCCGCUACGUCGCCCAGCUGCGGCCCUUCUACGAACUCCUUCCGGUGGGUGGCGGUGGUGGUGAGGAGGGGGAGCGCAACAAGGUGACGGGUCUGUAUUUGUUGUUGCUGUUGACGCAGGGCUUGUAUGGGGAGUUUCAUAGUGAGUUGGAGGCGCUGUCGGCGGGUGGUGGUGGGGUGGAUGUGGAGGGGGAUCGCUACCUGGGGUAUCCGGUGCGGUUGGAGCGGUGGCUGAUGGAGGGGAGCUAUGACCGGGUGUGGAAGGCCAUGAAGAAGGGCGAGGUGCCGUGCGAGGAGUUCGGCGUGUUCUCCGAGCUGCAGAUCCUCACCUCCCAGAUCCGCUCCGAGAUCGCUUCGUCCAGCGAGCGCGCCUAUCCCUCGCUCCCUUUGUCCUCGACCAAAUCGCUUCUGUUCCUCCAGUCGGAGGGCGCCGUCGUCGAAAUGAGGCGUAGCCGUGGCUGGAUCGUCAAGGACGGCCAGAUUUUCUGUCCCCUCGGCCCAAGAGACGGGCGAGGAGGAGCAGGAGAAGGAGAUGAGCCAGAUGGUGAUCGAGAAUACCUUGGGCUAUGCCCGCCAGCUAGAGACGAUCGUCUAGUGGGUUCUAUUAUGUAUUGA
Molecule: messenger RNA, 852 nt
Organism: Chaetomium globosum CBS 148.51
Lineage: Eukaryota; Fungi; Ascomycota; Sordariomycetes; Sordariales; Chaetomiaceae
Exons: 2
Coding region: 1-852 (283 amino acids)
Biological process (GO): proteasome-mediated ubiquitin-dependent protein catabolic process
Cellular component (GO): cytosol; nucleus; proteasome regulatory particle
Source: RefSeq, a predicted model, not a curated record